CAGUUAGAAAUGUGGCGGAAGUAUAUACAAUGGGAGAAGACGAACCCGUUGGGUACAGAGGAGUAUGCGCAGCAUGCGAAGAGAGUGAUUUACGCGUACGAACAGGCGUUGCUGUGUUUGGGGUACUAUCCGGAUAUGUGGUAUGAAGCUGCAUUGUUUCAACAACAGACCGCGUUGAUAUUGACCGAGAAGGGGGAUGUUAAACUGGCGGCGCAGAUGAAUAACGAUGUGGCGCAGCUGUUCGAGCGUGCGAUUAGUGGGCUGUUGGGCGAUAGUCAGCUGCUAUUUUUUGCAUAUGCGGAUUUUGAGGAGGAGAGGAUGAAGUACGAUAACGUGAAGAAGAUUUAUAAUAAAUUACUGGCGAUAGAGGAGGCUGAUCCGACUCUGGUGAGUUUUGGGUUUUUUAUGGUACCUUUUAUUAAUUUUAGGGCAUAUAUACAGUUUAUGAAG
This is a messenger RNA of Anisakis simplex (herring worm), 450 nucleotides long. The record is from the annotation of a GenBank genome assembly. NCBI's taxonomy places the organism in Eukaryota, Metazoa, Nematoda, Chromadorea, Rhabditida, Anisakidae.